AGAACACAAAAAUGAAAAGAAAGAAAAAAAGUGUUGCUUAAAAAAGAAACAGGACCCUGCAGUUUGUUUUGGCUCCUUGACUCUUCAGGAAGGAUGAAAGAGACAGAUCCUGCAAAGCUAGCGAAGAUGGAAGGAGGAAGAUGGACGGUUGACCUGGUCAGGUUGUCUCCUGCAUCCCUCCCCACAACCUCCAAGCGUUCCCUCCCAGGGACCUCCGAGAGAUCUGAUGGUGAUGAAUUGGAAGGGAAGAACAAGGGAGAACACAACAGAAUCCACAUAGCGGAGAAGUCAAAUAAAUAUUCAGAGUGUCGAAAGAGCGUCCGUCAGAGCUCCCAGUCCCCCUCCCAUCAAAGAAAGAGCUUAAUUCAGAGGGAUACCCUGAUUUCACACGAAAAAACUCACAGUAUAAAGAAAUUGUAUAAGUGCAGAAAAUGUGGAAAGAGCUUCAAUCGGAAAGAUAAUCUCAUUUCCCAUCAAAUAAUUCAUAAAGGGGAGAAACUCUAUCAGUGUUUGGAAUGUGGAAAGAGCUUCAAUCGGAAGGAUAAUCUCAUUUCCCAUCAAAGAAUUCAUACAGGGGAGAAACCCUUUCAGUGUUUGCAAUGUAGAAAGUGCUUCAGUCAGAAGAGCAAUCUCACUUCCCAUCAAAAAAUUCAUACAGGGGAGACACCCUAUCAGUGCUUGGAAUGUGGAAAGAGCUUCAGACAGAGCUCAGAACUCACUUCCCAUCAAAGAAUUCAUACAGGGGAGAAACCCUAUCAGUGCUUGGAAUGUGGAAAGAGCUUCAGUCACAACUCCAGCCUCACUUCCCAUCAAAGAAUUCAUACAGGGGAGAAACCCUAUCAGUGCUUGGAAUGUGGAAAAAGCUUCACACAGAGCUCAGAGCUCACCUCCCACCAAAGAAUGCAUACAGGGGAGAAACCCUAUCACUGCUUGGAAUGUGGAAAGAGCUUCAGUCGGAAGCAUAGUCUCACUACCCAUCAAAGAAUUCAUACAGGGGAGAAACCCUAUCAGUGCUUGGAAUGUGGAAAGAGCUUUAGUGAGAGUGGAAAACUCGCUUCCCAUCGAUUAAUUCAUACAGGGGAGAAACCCUAUCAGUGCUUGGCAUGUGGAAAGAGCUUCAGCUGGAAGACGAGUCUUACUUUGCAUAAAGGAAUUCAUACAGGGGACAAACCUUUUCAUUGCCAUGAAUGUGGAAAGAGCUUCAGAGCGAGUACCAAUCUCACUUCCCAUCAAAAAAUUCAUACAGGUCAGAAACCAUAUAAAUGCUUCCAAUGUGGAAAGAGCUUCAGUCACAGUGCCAAUCUCGCUUCCCAUCAAAGAAUUCAUACAGGUGAGAAACCCUAUCAUUGCCAGGAAUGUGGAAAGAGCUUUAGUGAGAGGGGUAAACUUGCUUCCCAUCGAAGAAUUCAUACAGGUGAGAAACCCUAUCAAUGCUUGGAAUGUGGAAAGAGCUUCACCCAAAGGGUCCAUCUCAAUUCCCAUCAAAUAGUUCAUACAGGUGAGAAACCCUAUCAAUGCUUGGAAUGUGGAAAGAGAUUUCGUGGGAGGGGUAAACUCACUUCCCAUCAAAGAGUUCAUACAGGGGAGAAACCUUAUCAGUGUGUGGAAUGUGGAAAGAGCUUCAGGCGGAAGGAUUGUCUCACUACCCAUCAAAGAAUUCAUAGAGGAGAGAAACCCUAUCAGUGCUUGGAAUGUGGAAAGAGUUUCAGUCAGAGCCACAGUCUCAGUUCCCACCAAAGAAUUCAUACAGGGGAGAAACCAAAAAGAAAGGAAAAAGACAACACAGGUGUAGUGGUUAAGAGCAGUGAACUCAUAAUAUGAUUCCCCGCUCCUCCACAUGCAGCUGCUGGGUUUCCUUGGGCUACUCACAUAUCUCUGAAGUUUUUUAGCCUCACUCACCUAACAGAGUGCUUGUUGUGGUGGAGGAAGGAAAAAGAGAUUGUUAGCCGCUUUGAGACUACUUAGCGUAGUGAAAAAGCGGGAUAUCAAAUCCAAACUCCUCCUCCUCCUCCUCCUCCUCCUCCUUCAGUUACAGCAAUGAACCCACUUCCCAUCAAAUAAUUCAUACAGGGGAGAAACCCUAUUAGAAACCCUAUUAAGCAAACGGUCUGUGAGCACCUAGAAAGGAACGCUGUGAUCACUAAAAGUCAGCAUGGGUUUAUGACAAAUAAGUCAUGUCAGACUAAUCUGAUCUCAUUUUUUGACAGAAUUACAAGCCUGGUAGAUCCGGCAUUUGGCUCCAUUGGGCGGGGGGAGAGAGAAGCGGAGGAUCAGAUCGGUCCUCCGUUCCUCCCUCCCCCCACCCGACAGAUCCGGCAUUUGGCUCCGUCGGGUGGGGGGAGAGAGAAGCGGAGGAUCGGAUCGGUCCUCUGUUCCUCCCUCCCCCUGCCCGACAGAUCCGGCAUUUGGCUCCUGUUUUUUUACUUUCAGCACACCAGCUUCUCACUUUUAUUAUUUCUACGGUUUUUCUCUACCACCUCCUUUCGCAAUAAACGCAAAGCGGCUUUCCCUGGGUUAAACGUUUGGCUGACACAGUCUUUCGCGGUACGUAUUUUUCCCCCCCAGAGCACGGGUGGACUUCUCUAAAAGCUUCCUUGUCUUUAAUUUCUUAUAAAAUUAAUUAUUCACUCCUCCGGCAGCGUUUCUGUCUUGAUUCGAAACGGUUUUCUUUGGUCGUAUUUGCCCCCCCCCCUUUGCUUUUUAUCCACGUUUCUAUAGCCACCUCCUUCUUCCUCCUUUAAAACCUUCCUUCUUUCUUACGUGAGGGGGGGGAUAAUCUCUGCAUUUCCCCUUUUGGCUAGCUUCACGCUCCGGUACAAAUUCAAACGCAAAUAAAAGAGAUUUUACCGUCGUUUUGCUGCGUCGGGAGCAGGGCUUUUCUGCAGGGGCUUGCUUUUAGCGUCUUAGUGCCCGGGACUCCCCCUCUCCUCAGCCCGAAAGCGAGGGAUGCCAGGAGCUCCCUCGGGCACCGCCGACCUUCUCGGGACAGAAUCGCCUUCUCCCCCUUAAAUUGGGGGUGCAGUUAGCCUUCUGUCACCCCCUAAACCGCCUGCAGACACCCCACGACUCAGAGCCUUCGCGGAGCGUGGCCGAACGCCGUUGCGGUAAAACCGGAAGACGACUUGGAAGCUGGUCCAAAAUGCAGCGGCCAUAUUAUCGGCUGUGCCCCCCCUUUACUAAUAACAUUUCUAUCCCACCUUUUUCUCCAAGGUGCUCAAGGUGGCAUCAACGGGUCUGCCCCACUCAUUGAAUCCCACAGCAGCCUUUCAGAACACAUUUCAGAACUCAUACAGUGACAAGCAAUAAUAAAUUAUAUGUCGUAGAUAGUCCUGCUAUUUUCGUGAUACAAAUGGAAUGAAAAGACUUGGUCUAUUCACCUGCAUCUUUCAUUAUUCCCACAAUCCUUGUUAAUAAAACCCCCAAAAAAAUGUUAUUCCAAAAAGAAAGGGAAAAGACAACACAGGUGCAGCAGUUAAGAGCAGUGCACUCAUAAUCUGGUGAACCAGGUUUGAUUCCCUACUUCUCCACAUGCAGCUACUGGGUGACCUUGGGCUACUACUACUACUACUACUACUAAUAAUAAUAAUAAUAAUUUAUUAUUUGUACCCCGCCCAUCUGGCUGAGUUUCCCCAGCCACUCUAGGCAGCUUCCAACACAAAGUUAAAAUACAUUAAAAUGUCACUUAAAAUACAUUAAAAUGUCACACAUUAAAUACUUCCCUGAACAGGGCUGCCUUCAGAUGUCUUCUAAAUGUCAGAUAGUUAUUUGUCUCUUUGACAUCUGAUGGGAGGGCGUUCCACAGGGUGGGUGCCACUACCGAGAAGCCCCUCUGCCUGGUUCCCUGUAGCUUUGCUUCUCACAGUGAGGGAACCGCCAGAAGGCCCUCGGAGCUGGACCUCAGUCUCCAGGCAGAACGAUGGGGGUGGAGACGCUCCUUCAGGUAUACUGAACCGAGGCCGUUUUGUGCUUUAAAGGUCAACACCAGCACUUUGAGAUGUGCUCAGAAACAUACUGGGAGCCAUUGUAGGUCUUUCAGAAUUGGUGUUAUGUGGUCUUGGCAGCUGCCCCCAGUCACCAGUCUUGCUACCACAUUCUGGAUUUGUUGUAGUUUCCGGGUCACCUUCAAAGGUAGCCCCACGUAGAGCGCAUUGCAGUAGUCCAAGCUUCUUUGAAGUCUCUCAGCCUCACUCACCUCACGGAGGGUUUGUUGUGGGGGAGGAAGGGAAAGGAGAUUGUUAGGCGCUUUGAGACUAUUUAGGGUAGUGAUAAAGCGGGUUAUCAAAUUCAAAUCCAAACUCAAAUCCAAAUGCACAUGCCCCAGGCCACACCUGCGCUGCAUAUGGAAACAGGAUCAGUCCACUUUAAAGAGUCAUGGCUUCCUCAAAAAAAAUCCUGGGAACCAUAGUUUGCUGAGGGUCCUGAGAGUUGCUAGGAGACGUCCCCACCUUGAGUGGUUCAGCAAUCCCUCCUUCUUUCCAGGGUGGAGGGGGCUGGUGAGAGAGGGUCUCCCAGCAACUCUAAGCACUUGGGGUGGGGGUGUCCAUAGUGACCUUCCGAGGGAGACCAUUCCACUGUCAAACAUACCCAGCUCCUUCAACUGCUAAUCAUAAGGCUUGGCUUCCAUGACCCUUGAUCAUCUUGGUCGCCCUCCUCUGCAAACCUUCCAGCUUGUAAACAUCCCUCUUAAAUUGUGGUGCCCAGAAUUGGACACAGUAUGUUAUGGGGUACAGGGAGGGUUUGAACUCUAACCACUCUAACCACUAGGCCUUCCUAGCCCUUCGGUCCUGUUUGCUGUUCCCAGGGCCUUCCGUCAUCCAGCCUUCCUGGCCUCCGUCAUCCAGCCUUCGAAGAAGCGCAUAGAUUGAGAUUUGGGCUCCGUUUUGCGGGUGGGGGGAGGGAGGGAGGGAAGCUCCUGAGCGCAGGCGCAGAAGCAGGGAAACUGCAGGCAGGGAGAGGGAAGGAUGGUCUCAGCUUGGCAAGGGUUAAAAGGAGCAGAGCUGGAUUCCUAAAGAGGACAGGAAGUGAAGGGGGAGGGGGCAAAGUCCCCCAUGGCUAAAUUCCCUCCCUCCCACAUCUCUGCCUGUCAGCCAAGAGGAGGUUGCUUUCUUCUCUCUUCUUUGCAAAAAGCUUCCUCUGUGAGUGUUCUGGUAGGAGGGGGGUCCCAGGGGUGGAAGGAGGGUGAAUGGGGGGUCCCUGUUCAGAUCAUGCCUGGUGGGGGGAGACCCCCAAGUCAGGGAGCAGAGGGUCCUCCUUUGUCCUCUCUGCCAAGCCUUGGAGGGGGUGAUUUCGCAGGAGGUCAACAUCUCUGUUCUUCCUUGGGAUCCAGAGGCUGCCUUCCUUUUUGGGGAGGGGGCUUUGGGUCAAGGAAAACUGGGCAUGCAAAUAAACCCCCUUCAGAUCUGGGGUUAAGUCACAUUUGUGAACAGAGGCUGCAGCCAGAGAAGCGAACACGGAGCAAUGGAUUCAAACUACAAGAAAGAAGAUUCCACCUAAACAUUAGGAAGAACUUCCUGACAGUAAGAGCUGUUUGGCAGUGGAAUUUGCUGCCAAGGAGUGUGGUGGAGUCUCCUUCUUUGGAGGUCUUUAAGCAGAGGCUUGACAGGCAUAUGUCAAGAAUGCUUUGAUGGUGUUUCCUGCUUGGCAGGGGGUUGGACUGGAUGGCCCUUGUGGUCUCUCCCAACUCUAUGAUUCUAGG
Messenger RNA from Zootoca vivipara (common lizard), 5695 nucleotides. The record is from RefSeq and is a predicted model, not a curated record. NCBI's taxonomy places the organism in Eukaryota, Metazoa, Chordata, Lepidosauria, Squamata, Lacertidae.